AUGUUAAAGCAAAACGUUUUAUCGUCAAAUGUUGAACAAACUACUGAUCUACCGUCAACUAAUCCAAAUAUUGAUGCUUAUCCAAGAUUGUCAGGUUGCCUAUUAAAAAAUAAUUUGUCAGAUAAACUACAUCAUUCAUCUAAGCAGGUUAGAUUUCGUCCAAAUGUUAGCAUAGAUUCCACCAAUCACCUAGCUGAUGAUCUGUCUUGUGAUGGUCUCAAUGAGUUAAACACUGUAACAUCAUCUAUUGAUAAUUCAGACUCUAUUCCUCAUUUACGGAAUCAUUACUCACCAGAGAAUGUACCAACACAAAGUCCAUCUUAUAAUGUAUCUGAAGGAGUGAGGGAAAAUAAUGUCAAUAAAGUUUAUAAUCUUUCUACGGAUAUUGGAUCUCAUCUUACGAGCGAUUGUCAAAAUACUUCAUCCUUCAGAACUACCGAUCACCUCCCUCAACAACCGUUAUCAUCAUCACCUCAUAGUUCUGUAUCUGGUUUCAGAAGCUAUCAUUCAGAUGUAAGAAGAAGUUCUAGUGAUCAAGAUCCCAGAGAAUUACUCAGUUCUUCAUUUACUCAACCCGACAAUCUUUCUUUGUCAAGUUUGACAGAUUUAAGUUGUCUAGAUUCAGAUAAUUCUUUUUCUAAUCAUGACUAUGGAACUUUAAAUUUUUCAAUACCAGUUUCUAAUACAGUAAAAACUUUAGAACGAGAAAUUAAAGCCUUAUCAAUGAAAGUCAACAAUGCUUCCAAAAAUGUAAGUUUCUUGUUUUUUUCUGCUUAA
Molecule: messenger RNA, 777 nt
Organism: Schistosoma turkestanicum
Lineage: Eukaryota; Metazoa; Platyhelminthes; Trematoda; Strigeidida; Schistosomatidae
Source: the annotation of a GenBank genome assembly